UUUUCCGAUCUUUUCAUAAGCGGCGGUGGUCCUAUUGGACACCGCAUGUACAUGAUUAUGAUUUAAUUUAUGUUGAAACAUGACCCUUACGGACAUACCAAAAAUGUAUACCAAUUUCAUGUGAAAUAAAUUGUACAGUUGAGAAAAAUUUAAAAGCGUAUAAACUUCAGAAGAUGAUGUCAUCUGAGGGACAUAUAGUUGCCAAGAAAGAAGUCGAUGAGUUCAUCAAGAAUUGUUGUGAAGCCAUUGGUAUACAGGCCGAGCAUAGCAGUGUUCUAGCGGAUGUGUUAGUAUCUGCAGAUUACAGAGGGCAUUAUAGCCAUGGUAUCAAAAACAUCGAUGUGUACUUAAACGAUGUGAGAAAUAAAGUAACAGCAGUGGCAGGUAUUCCAGAAAUUGUCAAGCAGUCGGCGUCAACAGCACUGGUAGAUGGGAAUAAUUUACUAGGCCCUGUUGUUGGAAGGUUUUGCAUGGAUCUUGCAAUCGAGGAGGCAAAAAGUACAGGCAUUGGAUGGGUUUCUGCAAGAGAGUCAAAUCAUUUUGGCAUGGCUGCUUGGUAUGGCCUUCGUGCAGUAAAUCAUGGUUUGGUUGGAAUGGCAUUUACGAACACCGGAAGUAGCAUGGCACCAUCCCGAGCGAGACAAAAUGCGCUUGGUACCAAUCCUAUCUGUGUUGCAGCACCGGGGAACGACGGGGAUUGUUUUGUUCUAGACAUGGCGACUACUACGGUAGCAUUUGGAAAAAUUGCUCUCGCGCAGAUGAAAGGAAAACCUAUACCGGAAGGUUGGGCUGUUGACAAAGAUGGUAAAGACACCGUGGAUCCCGCUGAAAUGUAUGGGAUACUCCCUCUUGGCGGGAGAGAAAACACAUCAGGAUACAAAGGGUACGGCUUGGCUGUGAUGGUAGAAAUGUUUUGCUCUAUGCUGAGUGAUUCUGUGUGUGGUUAUAAGAUGGCACAAGGUAUCCACGAAUCUUGCAGUAUGAGCCACUGUUUUGUUGCUCUCAAUCCGGAAAUGUUCGAAGAUGGUUUUCAGGACAGACUGAGUGAUCUGAUGAAUUUUUGCAGAAAUCUCGACCCAGCAGACGGUGAAUCAGAAGUGCUAGCACCUGGUGAUCCCGAAAGGAAACACAUGGAGAUAUGUGACAAACAAGGCGGCAUUCUCUACCAUCCUAGUCAGAUCAAAGCAGCGAACGAGACAGCCGCUAGACUUGGUGUUAAACCUCUGACGACAGUCUGACGCCACAGUGAUAUCUGGUUGUUAACAUAAUAUAAUAUCAUAAAACAUAUAAACUUCAUAAUAUAGUUCUGGCUUCAUUAUAUAACUUACAUUGGAUGUUAUAGCAACAUUUGUGCAAAAUAAAAA
Molecule: messenger RNA, 1364 nt
Organism: Mercenaria mercenaria
Lineage: Eukaryota; Metazoa; Mollusca; Bivalvia; Venerida; Veneridae
Exons: 10
Coding region: 174-1238 (354 amino acids)
Molecular function (GO): oxidoreductase activity
Source: RefSeq, a predicted model, not a curated record